UCAAUGAGUGAAUCAGAAAAAGAGAAAAUUGAACGUGAAAACCGUAAAAGACGAAUUAGGCGAACAAAGCGUAUUGUGAAAGAACAACAAGCAACGCGAGAAUUAAACAAUCGUCAAGAUGAUGUCGAAACGAGAGCAGAAAAAGCAGCCAAAAAAUUGCGAAUUCAAAUGCGGAAAGCUUUAACUAAAACUGCCGCACAAUUUAAAGAAGAGGGAGAGCAACGGCAAAGGGAAAUAUUGCGAGAAAAGAGGCAACGCGAUGAUCAAUUACUUGAAGAAUCUCGUUUACUUCGACAGAGGGAACGUGAAAAACGACGUGCAUUGGAUGAUGAACGUGAUCGUCAGAGGAGCAAGGAUCAGACUGGUCGUCAAUCGAGUAGCACAAUUAGCAACAGCAGAAGGCGUCGACGUUCAUCCUCGAGUUCUGGAAAAUGA
Messenger RNA from Meloidogyne enterolobii, 435 nucleotides. The record is from the annotation of a GenBank genome assembly. Lineage: Eukaryota; Metazoa; Nematoda; Chromadorea; Rhabditida; Meloidogynidae.